This is a messenger RNA of Clupea harengus (Atlantic herring), 3579 nucleotides long. RefSeq names its product potassium channel tetramerization domain containing 9a (gene kctd9a). Gene Ontology annotation, biological process: protein homooligomerization. Gene Ontology annotation, molecular function: protein binding. NCBI's taxonomy places the organism in Eukaryota, Metazoa, Chordata, Actinopteri, Clupeiformes, Clupeidae. The record is from RefSeq and is a predicted model, not a curated record.
GGAUUCAAUAUGUUUCGUACCUUUCUAUAGGAAGUGCAGUCUUCCUAAGCACUUAACUAAAGACGACAUUAUUUUGCCUUUGAGGUAACAGAGCGGCAAGUUAAUUCGUCUGAAAGAAGUCAUAUUUCAGAUUGCUUUAAUAAAAGCAUGAGAAGAGUAACGCUCUUUGUCAAUGGAACCUCAAAAAAUGGAAAGGUUGUAGCUGUUUACGGGACUCUAUCAGAUUUGUUAUCUGUUGCAAGUAAUAAAUUGGGAAUCAGAGCUUGCAGUUUGUACAACAGCAAAGGAGGGCUCAUCGAUGACAUUGCACUUAUCAGAGAUGAUGAUGUCUUAUAUGUCUCAGAGGGGGAUGCUUUUGCUGAUCCUCAAAAUGGCACAAAGGCCUCGGAUGACUCCUGCUCUGGGGCGCAAACUGAUUGGUUGACUCUCAAUAUCGGCGGACGUCUCUUUACCACAACACGGAGCACUUUAGUUAGUAAGGAACCUGACAGUAUGUUGGCCCACAUGUUCGGGGAGAAAGAUGUGUGGGGUAACAAACAGGAUGAGCGUGGAGCUUACCUGAUCGACCGAAGCCCAGAGUACUUUGAACCUAUUCUGAACUACCUGCGACAUGGUCAGCUGAUUGUCAACGAAGGAAUCAAUCUCCUAGGGGUGUUGGAGGAAGCCCGGUUCUUCGGAAUUGAAGAGCUUGCUGAGCAGCUUGAAGUAGCCAUAAAGAACUCCCAUCCUCCUGAAGACCACUCUCCGCUCUCUCGCAAAGAGUUUGUCCGUUUCCUGCUGGCCACCCCAACCAAAUCAGAGCUUCGUUGUCAGGGCCUGAACUUCAGCGGUGCGGAUCUCUCUCGGUUGGACCUGCGAUACAUCAACUUCAAGAUGGCCAACCUUAGCCGCUGUAAUCUCACCCACGCCAACCUGUGCUGCUCCAACCUGGAGAGGGCCGAUCUCUCGGGGGCCAACCUAGAUGGUGCUAAUUUGCAAGGUGUCAAAAUGCUUUGCACAAAUGCUGAAGGGGCAUCUCUUAAGGGAUGCAAUUUUGAAGACCCCUCCGGACUUAAGGCAAACUUAGAAGGUGCCAACCUAAAAGGUGUGGAAAUGGAAGGCAGUCAGAUGACUGGCAUCAACCUCCGUGUGGCUACGCUGAAGAACGCCAAACUGAAGAACUGCAAUCUGAGGGGGGCCACCUUGGCUGGUACUGAUCUUGAGAACUGCGACCUGUCUGGCUGCGACCUGCAGGAGGCCAACCUCCGAGGCUCCAACGUCAAGGGCGCCAUUUUUGAAGAGAUGCUGACUCCACUGCACAUGUCCCAGAGUGUUAGAUAACUCGCACCACACAAAGCAUUCCAUUUGAGUAGGGAGGAGGGGUGAGGGUGGGGUUGGCAUGGCGCAUUGGGUGCCCGUCUAGCACACAUCACACCCCUCCACCCCACACCCCCUACCCAAGUCCCAGCCCCAUGUUGCGUUAGAAGCCCUGGAAAACCUAUGCAGUACUGGCAGAUUCCUGCCCUGAUCCUAUUGUUCUCUAACUCCCAUCGUAGCUUUACUCUCCUGCACCAGUGCACAAGCAGGGUUAUUGUUCUUUUGAUUUUCAAGGCCAACCCUGCGAUGUACAGUGGUCUGCCUGUCACCUGGUCCCCCUAUUUAUUGACACAUGUAGCUGGAAUGACUUCCUGGACUUGUUGUUUGUGUCACGACCUCGCUCAUUUCUGAUUAUGUGCGUGUUCGUAUACACCCACCAUUGUUUGUUUUUCAUUUAAUGUUGAUGAAAUGCUGUUUAUUUCAAGAUAAUGUUAUACCAAAAACAUGACAGCUGUGUGAGUUUACUACGAGCUCUAGACAAUUCAAAGAUGUUGACGACCGUAAAAGGCUUCCUUUGGCUUUGGUCAGAUUUGUUUGUUUAUUUUUUGUUGUUGUUUUUUUGGUGUUACUCUCCAGCUCUGCAGUAGCUCAGGGGCUAACAGAGACUAUUCUUAACUGAGAGGUAGCCUGCACUUCUUAAUGGACUGUAGUUUAGGGGUGUCUAUGGCCAGACACUGUGCUUGCUGCAUAAUAACUAGAAGAUUUCAGGUUCAAAUUAAAGCCAUAAUAUGUAAGGCAUGUUUUCAAAUGGCAAAUAAUCAUCCAAUCAUUUAAUGCUAAGCCUGUUUCCCCCCCCCCCCCAGCUUAGUAUAGUCCCACCUCUUAUUGUCCACUCAUUAUUUUUUGAGUAUGCAAUUUUAAGUAGCUGCCACGAAAUACUAAGCGCUCAUAGCCUAGAUGUUCAGUGUUUCAGUUUCUUGGUCUUGCUAGUGUAUAUGAAGUGAUGGAAGCUAGUGGGUUCUCCCUGGAUCUACCUCCCUCUCUGUCAGGACUUUGAGAAAAGCUUUUCUCAGCGGUUGGCUGCUCGGUUGAUUGUAUGGAAGAAUGUCUCUUAUUGCAUUUGAAUGAAGCCGUUGCAAUGACAUUUUGUUGUGUGUAAUGAAGACGAACCAAAUGGUUGGAUCAUGUGGGCAGUCCUCCGGUGAGAGUAUGGUUGUGCAACAACGCUCAUCAGAAGGGCGACGCUCACAGACACCAAUAGUAUGAACAUAUCUUUUCAUUUGUACAAUUCUAUAUCAAUGCUUUCCACCAAAAAUAUUGUAUCCGUUAAUUGUCUCUCUUUUUAUAUAAUUGUGACAUUGUUCCCUUCACACGUUUGUUUUGUUGGUUUGUUUUGAUUUGUUAAAGAAAUUACCAUUGUACCACUGUGCAUCCUACACCAAAUAUUUGAUUGGUUUCUAAGUUAUGUCCUAUUUUUCAGUAGAGUUCUUCCUCAUUGGCCUGGGUCAGAUUCUGCUCGAGAUGGCUCAGCCAACGCUGACCUCUCUGCUUGUCCUCUAGUGUGCUUUAAGUCUCCUAUCCAGCAGCUAGACACACUCUCUCACACACACACACACACACACACACACACACACACACACACACACCUCAGGAGCCACAGCUACAGUACUAGAGAUUUGGCUGUGUUAGGCUGUCCCCUCGACAGAACUGUCCCAAGGCAAUGACUCUUACCAGACUGUUAUCUUGGGUUACUAUUAUAUUGAGAUAUCAUCAUUGCUUGAUUGCUGUAGAAGGCAUUUUGUAUUACUAUUGCCAUUUUUUAUUUUAUUUUAUUUUAUUUUAUUUUAUCAUCAUACUAUUCACAUUUUAUCCUGGCCUGAACAUGUAUAACUACAAAUAGGAACUCAACCUUGUCAGUAUUGUUACUUGUCAAAGAAUUCCUCCCAAGAGUUGCUGUAAGCAUUUGGGAAGAUGGACGUGUUCUGCAUUACUGUUGUUGGUCUGUCAGUAGGGUUGUUGUUGUAGGUACUAUAGUCUAUCCUAAUGAAGGCAAUCACAUACAACUUUGCACUUGGAGGGCACCGUUCUAAAAACAUCAGACCCAGACAAAAAGGGGAGAUGCUAUUUAUUUUAUUAUGUAUCAGAAUAUAUUUAUCUGUGGCGGAGAAAGAUAUACUUAAAUGACAUAGAUUUGGUUCUCUUUGUGACUUUACCCUGCUCAACAGUUUUUGCACUUGCUGAACCAAGGAAGCAUAUCUCCAUAAAAGGACUGUGAGAACCAAA